CUUGCACCAAACUACAAUUAUAGAAGGGUGUCUUGAUAAAUGCAGUUCUGUGCAUAACUUCCUGAAGGUGUCUAUUAUGGUGGAGGCAUUCUUAGGUGAGCAAGUCACUGCUUGGUUUCUAGGGACUUGAAAUUUCAGUUCUCAAAUACAAGUGCCUGCCAUUGGGAGUUUGAUUGUCUCUUUAUUAUUUUUCAUAAAUAAUGACCCUGUGACACCUAAACAUACUGUUAAUAUAUAUUUAUCUGAGGCAGUGUAUCUACCUCUGACAAGUUUCUAAUCAGAUUUUGGGGCCUAUGGAACUUAGAAGCUCCAACAAUGGAAUAAGGCAUCGCCCAAUGACCCUGCCAAGGGUGUUUAGGGGUCUGAUAUGUUUACUGGUGUUACUUGUGACAGCAUUUAUGAUGUUAGUCUAUUGGGGUUUUCUGAGUGCUGUCAUGUUGCGACUUUUUAGCAUACGUUACAGCAGGAAAGCAACGUCCUUUUUCUUUGGUGCUUGGCUAGCUUUGUGGCCUUUUCUCUUUGAAAAGAUAAAUAAGACUAAAGUUGUUUUUUCUGGAGAGUUUGUUCCGGCAAGGGAACGUAUUUUACUUAUUGCAAACCACAGAACUGAGGUUGAUUGGAUGUACUUGUGGGACCUUGCAUUGCGGAAGGGAUGCCAUGGAUAUAUUAAGUAUAUCCUUAAGAGUAGUCUGAUGAAAUUACCUGUAUUUGGUUGGGGAUUUCACAUUUUGGAGUUCAUCUCAGUGGAGAGAAGGUGGGAAGUUGAUGAAUCAAACAUGCGCAAAAUGCUUUCAACUUUUAAAGAUCCUGGGGAACCCCUCUGGCUUGCUCUGUUCCCAGAAGGCACAGAUUUUACUGAACAGAAGUGCAUAAGAAGUCAAAAAUAUGCAGCUGAAAAUGGCUUACCUAUCCUGAAAAAUGUGCUGCUCCCAAAACAGAAGGGAUUUUGUGCCUGCUUGGAAGAUUUGAGGGGAUCACUGGAUGCAGUUUAUGAUGUGACCAUUGGCUACAAGCAUCGUUGCCCAACUUUUUUAGAUAAUGUCUUCGGGGUGGAUCCCUCCGAAGUUCAUAUGAAUGUCCGACGUAUCCCUAUCAUUGACAUCCCAACAUCUGAGGAGGAGGUUAGUGCUUGGUUGAUUACUACAUUUCAGCUCAAGGACAAGUUGCUUUCUAAUUUUUAUUCUCAAGGACAUUUCCCUCAUGAAGGAACAGAAGCAGAGCUCUCCACAGUUAAGUGCCUUGUAAACUUAACGGCUGUGAUUGCCUUGAUUAGUGCAACUACAUAUUUCACACUUUUCUCAUCCAUUUGGUUUAAGAUUUAUGUUUCCUUAGUUUGUGCCUAUUUGGCAUCUGCUACCUAUUUCGAUGUUCGCCCUAUGCCAGUUCUCGACUUCGUUAAAGCUAUGUUUAAUCACUAGCCAUACAACUUUUGAACAGGCUUUUUCCAUUGGGAUUUAGGAAAUCUAUAUCCGGCCUUCAAAAAUGUCACCGGUGAACUUAUUUUACUCAUGCUUUUCAGUAUCUCU
Pistacia vera is the source of this 1526-nucleotide messenger RNA. Its product is annotated as probable 1-acyl-sn-glycerol-3-phosphate acyltransferase 5. The coding region runs from base 294 to 1418 and encodes 374 amino acids. Gene Ontology annotation, cellular component: endomembrane system. NCBI's taxonomy places the organism in Eukaryota, Viridiplantae, Streptophyta, Magnoliopsida, Sapindales, Anacardiaceae. The record is from RefSeq and is a predicted model, not a curated record. The transcript has 4 exons. Gene Ontology annotation, molecular function: acyltransferase activity.